AUGUACUUCUACGCUAUCAUCUUCCUCGUUGGCUCCUCCAUGGGCGCCAUGGACUGGAGCAGUGUCAUUCUGGAGCCUCCAGUUGGGUCCUCCCCUACUGGAGGCCAGAUAGAUCUGAGCGGGAUAGUCCUCGAUCCCCCAGUCGAAUCAACACCUGUUGGGAACCAGUUGGACUGGAGUGGGAUCACCAUCGAACCUCCAGUCCAGCCGGCCACUAAUGGGAGCCAGAUAGACUGGAGCGGAGUCGACCUAGAUGGACCGGUCCACCCAACUACUGGGGACGACCCGGCAUGGUCCACAAGGGCUCCCGAGGAUCCGAGGAACGAGACAGUCGAGAACAACAAGUAA
Molecule: messenger RNA, 348 nt
Organism: Perkinsus marinus ATCC 50983
Lineage: Eukaryota; Perkinsozoa; Perkinsida; Perkinsidae
Exons: 1
Coding region: 1-348 (115 amino acids)
Source: RefSeq, a predicted model, not a curated record